This is a messenger RNA of Sitodiplosis mosellana (orange wheat blossom midge), 3736 nucleotides long. RefSeq names its product G protein alpha i subunit (gene Galphai). Gene Ontology annotation, cellular component: heterotrimeric G-protein complex. The record is from RefSeq and is a predicted model, not a curated record. The transcript has 7 exons. The coding region runs from base 879 to 1946 and encodes 355 amino acids. Gene Ontology annotation, biological process: adenylate cyclase-modulating G protein-coupled receptor signaling pathway. NCBI's taxonomy places the organism in Eukaryota, Metazoa, Arthropoda, Insecta, Diptera, Cecidomyiidae. Gene Ontology annotation, molecular function: G-protein beta/gamma-subunit complex binding; G protein-coupled receptor binding; GTP binding.
AUCGUAAACAAUGUGAAUAGCUACAGUGAAGUCAUUUUUGGUGGUCGUGCCAUUUGAAAUUCCAACGAAUUUUCCCGGAAAUAAAAUUGUGCGCGAAAAUUGGUGUAAAAUUUAAUUUCAACCCAAUUGUAAUGCAAAAAUUGUGAAAAAUCCACCGUCAACGGAAUAAAUUGUUUGGUGAAUGUGAGUGGAGCGCGUGGGGCGCUGUAUCGUUACGUGUGAUUUUACUUCGUAUACAUGAGCGCAUUCGUACAUUCCAUGUAUUGUCAUUCCGAUUGUGUGUCGAUGAAUCAGAAAAAAAAAUACUCGGCUACAUUUGUAACGAAUGUUUUCCCUGUCCAGAACUAACCAGCCCAUAUAUACACACGCACAGAAGGAAAAAACCAGAGCGAAACAUAUCGAAUAAAGAGGCAGGACAGUAUUAACACACAAAAAAAGUGUUUGAUUUCCAUUGAAUUUGCUAAAUUUAGUAGUGCAACAAGUGUCAUAAAAAAAAUUGUGGUUUUUGUAUAAGAUUUGCUGUAAGCAUUAGUGGAAUCGACAACGACAACGACGACAACGACGGGAAAGUGAGCCGUGUUCGUAUUUUGUUGCGUUUUAUUGUUGCUUCAAUGUGCUGUAAUUAAUGAGUGUGCGUGAGUGUUUCAAACUAAAUUGAAAACAAAACGAAACAAUCGAAACGGAAUCAAUAUCUGCGGAAAGGAAAUAGAAUCGCUAGAAAGGAGAAGAAGAAAAAAAAAGCAAAUUGAAUACGAUAACAAGGGACGUGCAGAUAAAAAAGAAAUCCGCACAACAAACGAAUAAAUAAAAAGUGAAGAAAACGAAAACAAAAAAAAAAUUAUAUAUCACAAAUCACGUAAAAACAAGAACGCAUCAAAAUGGGUUGUGCAGUGAGUGCAUCGAGAGAUAAAGAGGCGAUAGAACGAUCGAAAAACAUUGACAGGGCAUUGCGUCUCGAUGGCGAACGUGCAGCAUCCGAAGUGAAGCUAUUGCUUUUGGGUGCGGGUGAAUCAGGAAAAUCGACCAUUGUAAAACAGAUGAAAAUCAUCCAUGAAACCGGCUAUUCACAAGAAGAAUGCGAACAAUAUCGACCAGUUGUCUACAGCAACACAAUACAAAGUUUAAUGGCAAUAAUACGCGCCAUGGGACAACUACGGAUCGAUUUUGCUGACAUCAACAAAACGGAAAUUGCACGGCAAUUUUUCACAUAUGCGUCAGCAGCUGAGGAAGGUGUCUUAACACAUGAGCUAGUUUCACUGAUGAAGAUUCUGUGGGCAGAUCCUGGAGUACAGAAAUGCUUUGCAAGAUCACGCGAAUACCAAUUGAAUGAUUCAGCUGCAUAUUACUUAAACUCACUAGAUAGAAUAUCACAUCCAAACUACAUUCCAACGCAGCAAGAUGUCCUAAGAACACGAGUCAAGACAACUGGCAUCGUCGAAACGCAUUUCAGCUUCAAAGGCCUACAUUUCAAAAUGUUCGAUGUGGGCGGCCAACGUUCCGAACGAAAAAAGUGGAUCCAUUGUUUCGAAGGUGUGACAGCGAUCAUCUUUUGUGUGGCUUUAUCCGGUUAUGAUUUGGUGUUGGCCGAAGACGAAGAAAUGAAUCGCAUGAUUGAAUCAAUGAAAUUAUUCGAUUCGAUAUGCAAUUCAAAAUGGUUCGUUGAAACGUCAAUCAUUUUGUUUUUGAACAAAAAAGAUUUAUUCGAAGAGAAAAUAUCGCGUUCACCAUUGACCAUAUGCUUCCCGGAAUAUACCGGUUCAAAUACAUAUGAAGAAGCGUCUAGUUACAUAAGAAUGAAAUUCGAAAAUCUCAAUAAGCGAAAAGAUCAAAAAGAAAUUUAUACACAUUUGACAUGUGCAACCGAUACCAAUAACAUUCAAUUUGUAUUUGAUGCGGUCACCGAUGUCAUCAUAAAAAACAAUUUAAAAGAUUGUGGUCUAUUUUAAAAUGGAGACCAACACAGUGUGCGCUUAUCAUAAAGAACAUCAAAAUCUUUUCCGAUCUUAAGAGAGAAAAAAAGUUCAUCCAAUUAAAGAGAAGAACAUAGCUUAAAAGAAAUCGUAACUACAAUUAUCUUGAGGUAAUAGAGAUAUCGAUAGAACAGGGUUCCCGUUUCAAUUAAUAUAUACAUAUUGACAGACAGACAGAAGGCGAAAAUGCAUCAAACAACACAAAGAAAAUUUCAUGAACAAUAACAAGAACAACAACCAUAUCGAACGAUCGAAUCAUCGACAUUUUUUUCUUUGUUUAAGAUUUUCUGUGUUUUUUUUUCCUUUUUAUUCUGGACAACAAACAACAAAGCGACAGUUUGCUAAUCAUUGCCAGUCAAAAUUUAUUCGAACAUUCAAUUACAUUCACUAGAGCUCAAUGCCCGGCGCCUAGUCUCGCUCUAACUAGUUAAUUAUAUCACAUGUUAACCGAACGCAAUCGAAAAUCGCAAACAAAUGAUCUGUCGCAAUUAAAUUUGAUCUAAUUUUUCGGCACAACGAUUUUUCUCAUCUCUUUUUUACUCUUCUUUUUAUUUUGGUAUUAAUGCAACCUAUUGUAUUAACGAUAUGACGACAAUUCAUAAGACCUAAAUAUAUGUAUAUUUUUUUUUUUAAUUUUCGUUUAUCGUCACGAAACAAUUCUUUACAACAAUUUUUUUUUCGUUCGUAGUAAAGUUUACUAAUUUAUUUUCACGCACAAGACAAAUUAGCUAGAAAUCAGGUUUUCGUAUUUAUUACUUGAUACUUGAUUUUUUUUUUGCUAAGAAGGUAUUUUUUUUCUCUCUCGUCGAUCCGUACACCAUUCAUCAUGAGAUUUCAAUUUGUAAUGAAUAUACUGAUUUUUUGUUGUUGCUCAAACUCAAUCAUUUUGAGAUUAGCUGCAUAUGCCAUGGAUCAAAGUAUCAUUUGUUUUAAGACAAAAAGCCGAUUCUGCUUUCUUAAUUACUCAAACACAGACUUAUUUUCUCGAGUUUACACAUUCUUCUCUCAAUUUUGUAUUUUUCCUGCAUUGAUUUUUGUUAAACAACCACCUAAUCUUUCAAUUGAUAAAUACAGAGAAUCAAAAUGGAAAAACAAUGUGAAGAGAGAUUUUACGCGCACAAAUUUAUAUGUAAAAAAAGCAAAAGCAAAACGAUAUCUGUAAAGAUCAAAACGAAGAAGAAACAGAAGAGACACUAUUUUCGAGAAUAAUAGAUGGAUUCUUAUUAUAUGAUAUACACAAUAAUUCCAGUUACAUAGUUGUUUUUUAACGAAAUCGAUGUUAUUUAAAUACAUUAUACCGUAGCGAACACGUGAAAAUCAAAAACAAUCAAAUGUUUUUACUCCAGUUUCAAUCGAAAUGUGUUUUUUUAUUACAAAACGAGAAAAAAAAAGAUGAGCAUGAUGAUGAUGAAGAAGAAGAAGAGAAAAAAAAAUAGGGAAAACCAAAAGUAGCGAAAGACAUUCAAGUGUGUUAUGAACGAAGAAUUCAAUCUAUUUUAAGCAAGAGAAAACACAACACAAAAAAAAAAUUAAAUAAAAAUGUCAUUUUAAAAUGUAAAGUAGAAGCAAACGAAUAAUUAAUAAAAUUAAUUUAUACGAAGCAGCGAAGUGGAAGGAGAAGAUGUUGAAGCGGGAUGGCAUGCACACAUUUAGAUCAAGACCAAGAUUAAACACGGAUAAGUGUUUCAAAUUGCGAUAACAAAUGCACGAUGUUUAGAGAGACGCGGUAUUUUUAAAUGGAAUAAUAAAAUGGAACAAAAAUUAAA